UCUAACUCAGAAUCACAUACCUUGGAGGUAAAAAUGUCCACCCAGGAAGAGGGAAGAUUUGGCAAAUCUGAUCUGGUAGGGUGCCUUUCCCUAAAGUUUUAGUUUUCAGACACACUUUUCCUCUCCUCCCUUUUAUUCUCUCAGUUCCUGGACUUUUCCCUCAGAGCCCUCUGAUGCCUUAGACUUUUCCCUGCUUUUAUCUUCCUUGCUCAGGUGCUUUUACUCCUUUUCCAGAAGGCAGGCAUCACUACCUUGAGUUGCCCCCAUCAUUUUCCUCCCUUGCCUCCAUCUAGCCAAACUGGUUUGAGUCAGCUACACCCCCAUAUGAGCUCCUGGGGCUCUUCAGGUGGUGGCUGGCCACCCAGCCCCACCCCUGGGCUUGGCUUGGAGCCCUGAGUCAGCUCCAUGUCUACCCAAGCCAAAUCAAACCUGAGGCAGAAGCCGAAACUCACAGUACCUCAAGGCCUGUAGCCAGGUGAUGGAGGACAAGGAGAAUGCAGUGGAGAUCUUGGUGAGCAACACGGAAGCUGCUCAUUCUCCAUCCCCCAUUCGCUGCUGCUGGCUCCGCCUCCGCUACUUGGCAGCUACUAGCAUUAUCUGUGGCUGCUCUUGCCUGGGAGUCAUGGCCCUUGUGUUUGCCAUCAAGGCGGAAGAGCGGCAUAAGGCAGGCCACUCCGAGGAAGCAGUGCACUGGGGGACCCGGGCCCGGAGGUUCAUCCUGGCCAGCUUUGCUCUCUGGCUUGCCGUCCUCGUUCUGGGCCCCCUACUUCUGUGGCUGCUCUCUUACGCCAUCGCCCAAGCUGAGUGACCAUGGGUGGCCUCUGCUGAGAGCUGAGACCUGGAUCCUUCCUGGCUGGAGGACGGUGCCUCUCUCAAAGGGCUUUGGAAGAGGUCUUCCAGCCCUUUAUAAAAGGAAACGGCAACUGAGACUGAUGAGGGGAGGCCAGCCUGCUCUGUUCUUUCAGUGUUCAUCAUUCCCUGUUCCCCCCAAUUUACCCCAUCCUUGGGCCCUCUACCCAGAGGUGGGGUUGAAGACCAGGCCUGCUUUUAUUAGAAUUUGUUUUGUAAUAAAAACCUUUUUUAGUGGUGAAA
Molecule: messenger RNA, 1092 nt
Organism: Miniopterus natalensis
Lineage: Eukaryota; Metazoa; Chordata; Mammalia; Chiroptera; Miniopteridae
Gene: TMEM265
Product: transmembrane protein 265
Cellular component (GO): membrane
Source: RefSeq, a predicted model, not a curated record